ACUGGUGUGCUGGUGGAGUGGUACAGUGUAGCGCCCUCACCUCCUCCCCACGGAACACUGCUUGGUACUGUUCACUGUUCUUCGUGACGUCUGUGCUGUUAUACGCUGUUAUUCAGGUUAAGAAAAGGAGAGCAACUUGAAUUCAAUAUCUCUAGUGAAUACCAUAAAGCAGUGACGAGUGAAUGCGUCAGAUUCUGAUAAAAAACAAAAACACUGAACGCAGCACUGGACACUUGAGGGUACUGGAACAGUGAACGCAGCUGUGAUGCGAAAGUUGUGAACGCGUGGUGGUAGAUCUGUGAACACGAAGAAUCUCAGAUGAGGUGACAGUGAACAGUGACCGCGUGAAGAUUUGUUGUCUCAGUGACGUGUAUAAGAAUCUCUAACUACUGUAGUGAACGCCGACUCUUAUGGUAGUGACAGUAGUAUCGAAAGAGUAAACGCUAACUUUAUGUACAGUAAACGCAAAACGCCACAUUAGUGAACGCAAACUUUCAGACCAGUGAAUACAAGUGUAAAGGAAACUCAAAACAAACAUCUUUAUGCAUCCAGACGCAGACGUGGAACCUCCUGCACCUUCAGCCACCCCUUCAGCGGCGAGACGGCGGAAGAAGAGCGUAUGGCGGAAGUUGCUGCUCCUGGGGUGGAAGAACCUCCUGUUGAGGAAGAGACACUGGCUCCUCACCACCUUCGAGAUCCUCCUCCCGGCCCUCCUCUUCACCCUCCUCCUCACCAUUAGGUUACUCCCUGACAGUGAUUUCCUCCCGAAGUACAUUAAUAAGAACUCGACCUUCCCGCCGACCACAGAGUUGAACCUGCGGAAGAUUGUCUGUGGGCACUACGGUCACUGGAUGGACUUAUUUCUCAAGUGCUUGGUGAUUGAGAACUUCCUGCCAGGGGAUAGGAAGCUAUUCUAUGGUCCUCCUGGUAACUUCACACAGGGAGUCGCUGAAUACGUUGCCGAUUACUUGGGUCUUCAUCAUAGUGCCCUCGAGCCCGUGGCCACUAACCAUGACAUGGACGUCCUUGUCGAUAAGUCGUACUUCGAGACCAACAACUCCCUCGCCGCCUUCUACGUGGGUCUCUAUUUCCACGACCUGGACGACCCUGGACCCGAACCUCCCAAAAACCUGAACUACGACCUGAGACUCUCCGGGUACUGGCAAACCUCCCAGUUGUACCCUUUCCUUCAGAUACCAGGGCCGAGGAACUUCUCCAUAUUCGGUAACCUGGGGGGGAGCUACAAUAUGGGCGGCUUCACCUUGAUCCAGAGCGUCGUGGAUAGGUACUACAUCAGUCAACUCACCGGGGACGAAUCUUACUCAACCAAGUACAAGCUUGAGACGCAGAUGUACCCCUACCCGCCUUACGUACAGGAUGACGGGAUGAGUCAAAUCUACGGAUCCAUCCUCCCAACCUUCAUUGUGUUAUCGCUGGUGUUACUCUCUCCCUCCCUCAUCAAAAGUGUGGUGUAUGAGAAGGAGACUGGAGUGAGGGAACUGGUACGGUUGAUGGGGCUGGACGGGUGGUUGGUGUGGUUGGGUUGGUUCCUCCACUCCUUCAUCGUCAUCGUCAUCAACGCCACCAUCAUUACGAUACUCCUGAAGGUACAGGUGGCGUCGGUGCAAGAUGGAGAAGGAUACCUACCUCCCAUCCUCAAUUACAGUGACCCUUUUUUUCUAUGGGUCUUGUUGAUCCUCUACGGCAUCUCCUCCAUCGCCUUCUGCUUCGUCAUCGCCACCUUCUUCAGUAAACCGACUCUGGCCACUACUCUGGGUAUCCUGGUGUGGUUGACCUCGUACUUCAUCCCUCAGAGCCUCAUGGAAUACGACUACGACACUAUGGGUCUGGCUCCCAAGCUGUCUUCCUGCCUCCUCCCCAACAUGGCCCUAACCUGGGCCUUCAAGGUCAUCUCUAUGUUCGAGGGUAGAGCCAUCGGCGUACAUUGGGACAACCUGUGGGAAACGGGCAACAUUCGAGACCAACUGACGCCGGCCAUGAUCCUGUUAAUGUUGCUGCUGGACACUUUCCUCUUCCUGUUCAUCACCUGGUACGUGGACCAGGUCAGCCCGGGGAUGUACGGCGUCCCUCAGCGCUGGUACUUCCCUUUUCAGAAGACGUAUUGGUGUGGUGCGCCGCCUGUAUCUCCGGAGGACCACCAGCAGGAGACACCAGGCACUGACAAGGAUAACUUUGAGAGGGAUCCUGUAGGACUCACACCUGGCAUAGUCAUCAAGAACCUCAGGAAGGAGUUCAAGACGCUGGGAGGAAAGGUGAAGGUGGCGGUGGAGAACGUGUCCAUGACGUGUUACCAGGGUCAGUGUACCGUGUUGCUGGGUCACAACGGUGCUGGCAAGACCACCACCAUGUCCGUCCUCACAGGUGUGUACGCCCCAAGCGGUGGAUAUGCUGAAGUAGGAGGGUGGAACAUUGCCACCAACCUGAAGGAGGCGCGGGAGGAGGUGGGUCUCUGUCCUCAACACAACAUGCUCUUCGUCGACCUCACCGUCAUGCAGCAUCUUCUCUUCUUCGGCAGGCUGAAGGGGAUGACGACGAAGGAUGCGAAGGCGGAGGCGGAGGCGCUGCUGGAGAGGUUGGAGCUAAAGGAGAAGACGAACAUGUUUGGCAACCAACUGUCUGGCGGGAUGAAGAGGAAGUUGUGCCUGGCUAUCGCCCUCAUAGGUGGCUCCAAGGUGGUGAUCCUAGACGAGCCGAGCAGUGGGCUGGACCCUGAGUCUCGCCGGUGGGUGUGGGACGUGGUGCAGAGAGAGCGAGGGCGCCGCACCGUCCUCGUCACCACACACCACAUGGAGGAGGCCGACGUCCUGGGCGACCGAGUAGCCAUCAUGGCCUCCGGCAAGGUGGUGUGUGCCGGCUCUACACUCUUCCUCAAGAACAAGUUUGGUGACGGCUACUCCCUCACUGUGAUGGUGUCUGAGGCCACCAACAUGAAGGAGAUGAAACAAGAGGUAACCAAACACCUACCCUUGGCCACCCUCCGCUCCGCCCAGGGUGGUGAGGUCACCUUUAAACUCCCGCCCAACACCGCCCAGUUCGCCCCACUGCUUGACGCCCUCAGUCGUAGGAAGGAAGAGCUGGAUAUUCGCCACUUGGGCCUCUCCCUCACUAGCAUGGAACAGGUGUUUCUCAGAGUUGGUGAACUGGUGGACGGUCUUGACCCUAUCAGAGACGAGAGAGAUGACAGACGUGGCUCUCUGAAUGUCAUCCUGAAUGGCAACUUAAGUGACAGUCUGAGUGGCAACGAGAACAUCAACACGAACGGACACUUGGAGAACGCGGAUGCAUAUAGCAGUCAGCGUUUCUUGUUCAGCAGUCAGACCAACGUCGACGGACUGCUGUGGGGAAGUAAGCUCCUGAUGCAGAGGAUCAAGGCGUUCUUCGUAAAGCGCGCCAUCUAUUUCAAGAGGAAGUGGGUGCUGUUCCUCACGCAGGGCCUCCUGCCGGUACUGGUGACACUCAUGUGCCUGUGGAUUGACGCCUCCUUCAACGACGACAAGUUUCUAGAGCCUCCACUCCUCCUCAACAUCUCUAUGUUUCCUUAUUCCUCCUCCUUUGUCCUCGCCGACCCCGGGAAAGAGGACCUCGCCGCUGCCUACAAGUCUCUCUUCUGGGGUCCUCACGAGGUGACCAGCACAGAAAACAUGGAGGAAAGUCUUCUAAGUGAUGCUAAAGAACAUUUAAACAAGUAUAGAGAAAACAGCGUUUGUUCGGCAGAGUUCCUCAAAGUGUUUGGUCACACAGACAUGAGGAUGCUGUAUCAGUCCGUCCCCCUACACACCCCGGGGGUCUGCACCUCCCUCAUCACCAACGCGCUCCUCACUCUGGCUACAAACUCAAGCGACCGCUCAAUAAUAACCACCAAUAGGCCUUUACCUCCAAACAAAACAUGGAAGAUCGGAAAUACUCGUUCGUCCACCAGUGCCAUGGUCUACUCUAUGGUGAUGCCCCUCGCCCUGGCCUUCCUCUCAGCCUCCUUCCUGGUCUUCCCCCUGCAGGAGAGAGUAACCAAGGCCAAGCAGGUACAGGUGAUGACUGGAGCACCUGUAUGGGCUCUCUGGGUCACCACCUUCCUCUGGGACUUCUUCACCUACCUGGCAUCUGCUUUCAUCGUCUUCGCCUUCAUUAUGAUCUUCGACUCUAAGGGUUACUUCACUGUCAAUGAGGCACCAGCUGUGCUGUUCCUCCUCUUACUGCUGUACGGGUGGGGCAGCAUCCCUAUGGCCUACGUCUUCAGUUUCCCCUUCCAAACUGCUGCCUCGGGCUUCGCUGUUCUAACCCUCGUAAACAUAUUUGCUGGUCAGAUCAUCACGACGGCAAUAUGGGCGCUCAACCUCUCCCAGCAACCGAGCCUCAUCACCUUGAGUAACACCCUCAACUGGGCCACCUCCUUCAUCCCGACCUACCCGGCCUCCAUGGGGUUCUACCACCUGGUGAACACGAGUGUACACAAUGCCCAGUGUGACGUGUUCAACAUGACUGUAAAGAGCCAACUGUGUUCAAGUCUUGCUGAGUUCCUGCCCUACAGCCCCUUCGUGAUGUGUUGUCCUGAGUGUAAUGAGGUGGGAGACAAAACUUGCUUCGACAAGAGGUCGUACUUUCUCUUCGACGACUAUGGGAUGGCAGCUGACUUGCUCACUCUCUUGGGCAACGGGAUCAUCUUCCUACUCCUGCUGGUGGUGAUCGAGGCGGACAUCGGCAGGCAGUUAUCGAGGUCGUGGUGGCGGCUGAGGGCAGGUCUCAGCCUCAUAUGUUGCGGCAGUAAGACUCAGGUCGUUGUGAACGAGAACUUUCCACAAGACGACGAUGUGGCCACCGAAGCCGCCCUGGUGGACACCCUGAUGCUGAAUAGAAAGACGGCGAACGGGGAUUCACAAGUCGAGGCCACGCUGCUGGUAUCUGGCCUGUACAAGCAGUUCUACAGCUCCUCGACUCCUGCUGUCAAUAAGGUCAGCUUUAGAGUGGGCCGAGGCGAGUGUCUGGGCCUGCUGGGGGUGAACGGUGCCGGCAAGACUACCACCUUCAGGAUGUUGACGGGAGACGAGGAACUUUCCGGAGGUGAUGCCAUGAUUGGCACGAUCUCACUCCAGAGUAACGUGGGCAAGUUUGUACAGCAGAUAGGUUACUGCCCCCAGUUUGAUGCGGUUUUAGGUGAACUUACUGGGGUGGAGAUGCUCACUUUGGUUGGCAGACUUCGGGGAGUCAGCGAUGGUCGCAUGAAACAUACUGUCAACUCCCUGGUGUCUCUUGUGGGACUGACGGAGUGCGCUAAGCGGCCCUCCUCCACUUACUCAGGAGGUAACCGCAGGAAGCUGUCCACAGCCAUGGCCUUGGUCGGAAACCCGCCCCUGGUGUUCCUGGACGAGCCCACCUCAGGAGUAGAUCCAGCAUCUCGUCGUAGGGUGUGGACAGCCAUCAGACAAGCCAUAAACAACGGGCAGAGUGUAGUGCUUACUAGCCACUCUAUGGAGGAGUGUGAGGCGCUCUGCUCCCGUAUCAUCAUCAUGUCUCGUGGCAGUCUUCGCUGUGUGGGCACCACCGGCCAUCUUAAAGCAAAGUUCGGGCAGGGCUACAGCCUCCAGGUGAAGCUCAGGACGUAUUCCGUGAACGAACAGUGCCACUUGGAGAACGAGGAAGCGUAUAAUGCUAAAGUAUCAGAGCUGAAGACGACCAUCAUAUACCACCUGCGUGGCUCAACCCUCACUGACCAACAUAAGGGCAUGUUGGCCUUCAGAGUGUCCAACAGGAACUCCUGGGGCCACCUAUUUUCUGUGAUGGAGGCGCUGAAGGCUGGCCGUAAACCAGGCGCCGCGGGAAGCUGGACUGAGGCUGCCGUGACGACCUCCUCGCCCCUGGUGGAGGACUACGCCGCGUCCGACACCUCCCUCGAGCAGGUGUUUCUCUCCUUCGCCAGGGAGGCCGCGGCGGCGCAAGAACUUCGAGAUUUUCAAAUUCCCUGCGAAUUUAUAACUAAAUUAUGAGGAAUAGUUUUUGUAGUGAAUGUCGCUAUUUUGUUAUGAUCUUUAAGUAAUGUAAUACUUAGUAGUGGUGGUGGUAGUAUAAGUAGUAGUAGUACCAAAUGUGUUAUAUUUAUAUCAAUAGUAUUGUCAUUAUAAUCAUUUAUACUUGUCGUCGUCAUUACAGUCAUUAUAUCUAUCACUGAAGCACUUUUUGACCUCAAAAUAUAAUAUGUUGAUAAUUGUGUACACUUAUCGUCUCUCCUGUGCACUGAUGUGAGUCUUACUGCACAGCACACAGAGUUAUGUGUAUAUUUCUAAGAGUAUUUGAGACCUGACAUUGACCUUAUAGGUAGAGUGUCAACCUCUCUUUCUUGUAUGUUUUUUUUUAUUGGAGCACCACACAC
Messenger RNA from Homarus americanus (American lobster), 6382 nucleotides. Its product is annotated as phospholipid-transporting ATPase ABCA3-like. The record is from RefSeq and is a predicted model, not a curated record. The transcript has 31 exons. NCBI's taxonomy places the organism in Eukaryota, Metazoa, Arthropoda, Malacostraca, Decapoda, Nephropidae. Bases 543 to 5999 code for a protein of 1818 amino acids. Gene Ontology annotation, molecular function: ABC-type transporter activity; ATP binding; ATP hydrolysis activity. Gene Ontology annotation, biological process: transmembrane transport; lipid transport. Gene Ontology annotation, cellular component: intracellular membrane-bounded organelle; membrane.